AUGGCUUUAAUCAACGAAGUUCCCAGAUCUUUUCCUCUUUAUGUGACUCAUGUGGAUGGAGAGGGUCACUUUUUGAAGAUAAGUGGCCAGCUAGACCAACCACCCUCGUUGAUGAUCGAGAGUUUGUUUGAGAGCGCACGAGAAAAUUUAGAAAACGGCAUAGGCGUUGUUCCACCUGCUGCAAUACAUGAAGGUGUCAUUUGUGCCGCGAAAUACAAGGAUGGAAAGUUUUAUAGAGCCAAAAUUAUUAAUACGACUAAUUUAACUACUGGCUUAGUUGGAGUACAUUUUAUAGACUAUGGCAACAAGGACAUAAUUUCCUUAAGCACCAUUAGGUUUUUAGACAAUUAUGAUCCAAUGUUCUUGCAGUUACGUGGUCAAUCUACUGAUUACUAUUUGUCUCGCGUGAUGCAUCCAUCGGGGAGAUGGGACGAGCCAUUGCUGUUAAAACUUCAAAGUUUGCUUUGUUAUGCUGAAUAUCCUGCCACUAUUGAGGUACAAACACGCACUUUACCCAUAAUUUCAAUACAGUUCAAAGGAAAUGACUUGUCUUCCCACCUUGUCACAAAUAGAUUUGGUAUAGCUCUACCUUUAGCUAAACAAGAAGUCUUGCUACUGCAGUUAAAUGAAAACCAGCAAGUGUUAAAUUGGCAGCCAACCUUUAUAAAUGAUACAACAUUUUCUGAACAUGUUCCGUUUUUGAUAAAUCAAAAUUUUCCUAAUCCAGCAUCAGCAAUGAGAUUAAAUCAGGGUAUGUCAUUACCAUUUAAUGGUAGUAUUCCUGCACCUUCAUCAAUAAAUCAGAGAUUGAUAGUUAACAAGGGUUCAAGGAAUCCUAUCAAUCUGAGAGCCCCUGCACGUCAACCACAACAUGCAGCAGCAAUUUCAUCAACUUCCUUGUCAAGUACAAUACCACCAACACCAGUAUUAUCUAAUAAGCCAGUAUCUCCAAAAAAGUCUAUUACAUACAAAAGUCGUCUACUUGAAGUGAACUCACAACACAAGGUUUUUGUCUCAUUUGCUGAAGAGGGGCCAGAACUUUUUGCUGUUCAAUUAGUAAGUGAUGCAAAGAAACUACAAGAUAUGAUGGAUGACAUUAAUAGAAGACCCCACAGCAGUCUUGCUGAACCACCAAUGAUUGGUACUGUGUGUCUGGGCAGAAUGUCUGGGGACCGAAUCAUAUGCAGAGCAAUUGUAAUGAAUCUCUCAGGAUCUCAAUGCAAACUGUUCUUUGUAGAUUUUGGUGAUACAGAGAUGGUUUCAUAUUAUGACAUAUUUGAUAUUCCAGAAGAGUUUGUAAAGCCAAAUGUCUUUGCAAUGAGAUUUUGUUUGUCAGGUGUUAAGAAAUUGGAGAAGGGGCCACAUUUGAAUGAGACAUUUAAGCAGCUAGUCAAUGGUAAGGUGUUGACACUAAAAGUGGUUUCUCCUGAAGGGCCCCCACUGAUUCAAUAUGGAGAGUUAUUUUUGGAUGAUAAAAAUGUUCUUGAUUUACUUUUGGCUAAUAUGAAGAAUCAGUUACAGUUUAAAUGGAUGGAAAUGCUACCGUUGGGAAGCAGAAGAUCUGUCUUGGUUUCAUAUGUAGACAGCUGCAUCAAAUUCUAUGUGCAGCUUUCAGACAAAAUUGAUGAGCUGAAUGCUGUUAUGAAUGCUGUCAAAGCCCAUUGUGAGAACAGGUCAUCACCAGGAGAAUUGCCAGUGGGGGCUGCUUGUUGUGCCAGAUUUCCUGAUGAUGACAAUUGGUAUCGAGCAAGAGUUAAAGACACAAGGGGCAAAAAAGUUAUAGUUACAUAUGUAGAUUACGGUAAUGAACAGGAAAUUGAUAUUUCUGACUUGAGGACUAUUACUCCUGAGUUAAUAAGGCUGCCUGCACAAGCAUUGAAAUGCGCAUUAAAAGGCUAUGAAGACAAACCAGUAGAAACAAAAACAUCAAACCAGUUGGAAAUGUUAGCUUUAGAGAAGACACUCAUGGCGCACAUUGUUGGAGUUCUCUCUAGUGAUACCAUGCUAGUCACUCUGAUUGAUGACACAAUAACACCACCACUGGAUAUUGCUCGAAGAAUGAAUCAACUUUCUCAACCAAGGAGCAUUGAGGGCAAAACUACGACACCGGUACGUAAAGAGGCACCAGACAGCUUUAGCUCCCCUGAGAGCACAACCUCUGAAGAUAAUAAAAGAAAGAGUUUUCGCCGGGAGAAGAGUUUUAAAGACGAUCGCAGACCGGCGAGGGAAGGCAGCGAAGAGUUCGGACAAAGAGGAGGCAGUUUCAGGGGCAGCAGGGAGCACAAGGAAGGCUUCGAUAGAUCUGGACCGGGUCGUCAUAGUGAGAAAUUUGGCGGAAGGCCUGAUCGUGGAGACAGGCGAGGGGGAGGCAAGCCGUGGGAGAACCAUAAUUUAGUGUCUCCACCAGCUCCAGUGUCCGACGACAAUUGGGAUGAGGAUCCGGCGCCCGCCCAGCCCUCGUUCCAGUCGCCACCGCCCCGCCAAAACAGUAGAGACUUUCAGAGAAGAAAGCCUAGGUCGGAACAGGAGAAACAUGGUCCUAAACCGGCUUGGAAGAGUAAAGAGUCGGGUGUCGGAAAGAGGCUGAAGCAAGCGGCCGAAGCUGCGAGUAUAGAGGCGAAAGGAGCAACGCGAACUUCAGUGCAGGAUCGCCUGCGACGGGAUAAUAAAUACAAGCAAGACGAUUGGGAACAAAACGAUGACAGGGGAAAUAAGCCUGGAGAGAACCGACGCGACUAUCGCGGCGACAGAAGAGAUAACUGGGGCGAUAAAAAAGAGAAUUGGAACCAGAAAAGAGAGUUUCGGGAUAAUAGACAAGACAGGCCAGAAAGAGGCGAACGAACUAGAAGCAAUUUCACUCCGAGGGAUCGAGUCGAAAGAUCGGAUCGAUAUGGCCCAGACAGUGACAAGAAAUCGGACAGAAGCUUCCACUCCCAAGACAAUAGUAGAGAUAACGCCGGUCGUGCGCCGCCAUACAAAAGUCGCAGCAAAUUCACCCAAGUCCAAUACAAAGAGUUGCCCGACCCCGUGCCAUUAGACACGCCAUUCACAGACCCCUCAAUUGAACUGAACGCUCAGCACGAAGUGUCGGUCACGUGGAUCAUAUCGCCCGAGAACUUCUACACUCAAAUCCUAUCCUGCCAACCUAAGUUUCUAGAAAUGAUGCAUUCGAUACCUGAACUAUACAAAGGCGUGAAAUCUUACAGUGGAAUUGUACCAGUGGGAGCUUCGGUGUUGGCUCGGUACCCAGCUGAUGGCGUUUUGUAUAGAGCCACGGUAGUAUCCGUCCAGCCAUUCUCCAAAUUCAUAGUUCGCUACGUUGAUUUUGGAAACAAACAGUUAGUAGAUGCUAAGGAUAUCUGGCAGUUGGAUAGACAGCUGUUGGAUUUGCCGAAAAUGGCCGUCCAUUGUGCGCUAGUUGGAGUAGCGCCUAAGGAUGGGGAAUGGAAGGCUGACCCUGAAAUAGACCUGUGCUUUAACGCACCCCGCUACCAAUGUGUCUUUACAGAUUGUCAGGUUGGCCAACACAAAGUUUCGUUAUGGAACAACGGAGUCAGUGUCGCCGACACGCUGGUUGAGAAGCAGUUGGCAGUUCUCUCCGAACAUCAGUCGUCUGUCACAUUGAAAGAUGAAGCAAUCGAUCUCACAAUAAUCAUAGGCCAACAGAUUCUGUGCCGGGUGACUCAUGUCGAGUCGUUCGACAAAUUCUUCAUUCAACUAGAUUUGGAUAAAGCAUCGCUUGUCGAAAGUGCUAUCGCGAACUUCGAUGCUCAAAAACUUACUCCACUCGGAGCAGACAGUCUUACUGAAGGCAUCCACUGCACUUUGAAACACGAGGGAAAAAUAUAUCGCGCAAUACUAAACGAUAUAUCGGACAUGAAUAACAUUCAGGCUGUGUUGCCUGAUUACGGCAAUACCAUCACUACCUCUUUAGAAAAUCUUAUGAUAUUGCCAACGGAACUCAGCGUUUACUAUUACCAAUCACUGGAAUGUUGCCUCAAUAAUUACACAGCCGAUUCAAAGACUCUUCUGUCCUUUGAUGACUUAAAAGCUUUUCUCACAGGCAAUAAAUUAAUUAUCUACAUCAACAAUGUUGAAGAAAUUAGGUUAGUAACAACAUUGUACGAUCGCGAGACCGGUAAAAAAAUCGCUAUCUUCGAGCCUGACGAAGGCGCAUAUGAUGAAGUGGUUCCACUGUGCACAAGAGCCGUCUUCAAUUACAACUUCGGCAUGGCGUAUAUUUCUCAUUUAGAGAACCUGAACGAGUUUUACCUACAGAGGUCGUCAGACAGCGAUAAAAUUGCUUUGUUGCUAGAAGAAUUAUACAAGUUCUAUGAGGAAGGAACACCCGAAGCACUUACGGAAUUUGAAGCGGACAGCUUAUGUGCGGCUAAGUCAUCGGAUGGUAACUGGUAUCGAGCCAGUAUAAUCAGCUUAGAAAAUGAAGAAGUAAAAGUUCAGUUCACUGAUUACGGGAACACGGAAACGUUACAAAAAACUGAGCUCAAAAAACUUGAUGCCAAAUUCUAUGAGCCAUGUUCUUUAGCUCUUGUGGCCAGUCUAGGCCUUGUAGCUUUGCAGGAUGACACCCUUCAAAAACUAACUGAAUGGACUAAUGAUAAAGAGGUUCAAGUCACUCUUGCCUUUGGUAAUGAUGGGUGGCUUGCUAGCUUGCAUCUGGAUGGCGUAGACUUGUCAAUGAAAUUAGUCAAUGAAAAAUUGGCAACACCCCAAAUAAUUUCAACCGAAGAGCAGAAGAUAGAAACGAUGCCUGAAAAACCCAUUUCAUUACCUGAUGGUUGUACCCAAGUGUAUAUUAGCCACAUUGAUACACCUGGACAUUUCUGGUUACAGAUGGUCGACAAAGUAGAUGAUAUAGAAAAAAUACAAGCAGAGCUUCAAGAGAAUGCUGACUCUUAUAAAGACAUUGAAAAUCGUGAGAUGGGCACAUUAUGUGUUGCUAAAUAUUUAGCCGAUGAUCAGUGGUACCGCGCUGAAAUUCUUGAUGCCGACUCCGACAUCAUAACGGUUCGCUUUAUUGACUAUGGCAACACAGAUGUGUUAGAUAACCAGCCUGGUUUAAUAAAAGAGAUACCAGAACAUUUAAAGGAAAUUGAGCGCUUGGCUAUUAAGUCUAGUGUCAAUGCUAUACCAACAGGCACAGGCCAAUGGUCAGAACCGGCUUCUGAUUAUUUCACUCAACUUGUAGGCGAUAUAACUGUUCCAGUCGAUGCACUUAUUGUGCUUAAAGACAUUAUGACGUAUGUAGACAUUUUCGUGAAUGGCGAAAAUCUCACUGACAAAUUAGUAUCAGAAGGUCAUGCCACAAGGUCAGAAGAAACGGAAUGUGGCGAUCUGCCCUCAUGUUUUGCCAGUCACGUGAAUUCCCCCUCGGAGUUUUGGAUUCAGUUAGAAACAGCCACGCCUGAACUGCAAGCUAUGGAAGCACUUAUGGUCGACGCCGAAAAUUUCCCAGAACUAAGCGACAAAGAAGAAGGUGUUAUUUGUGCAGCAAAGUAUCCUGAAGACGGCGCGUGGUACAGAGCACAAGUCAUCGUAGAUGGAUCAGAAGGAACAGAAGUGCUGUUCAUGGAUUAUGGAAAUGCGUCAAUUGCAAAUGAAUUGCGCAGUCUUCCCGACGAACUUAAAGUAAAACCGGCGCUUUCAAGGAAAUGUGCAUUGCAAAAACCUCGAGACAUUAAAUCAUGGUCGCGCAAAUCCGAAAUAAAGUUUAACGAGCUUGCUGCAGAGGGAGCAACUAUUUUUAAUGUACAAUUUAUUGCUGCUGGUGAUAUUUCAAUUGUAGAACUUUAUUUAGAAGGUAAAUCGGUAACUGAAGAACUUGUUGGGUUGUGUGAAGAACAUUCGAUAGCAGAGAGGCCAACACCUGUGGGACAAGACUUGCAUACUAGUGGUAAAAUAUGCUAUGUGAAUUCCUUAGACGAAUUUUACGUUCAUCUUGAUGAAUCAGCAGCUACCCUAGAAAAGAUAACAGAAGAGUUGUGCGAAUGUCCACAGUUUGAACAAGUUUCUGAUUUGAAAGUAGGAUCACUGUGCGCCGCAUUUUGGACAGAAGAUGAACAGUGGUACAGGGCCAGAAUUUUAGAAUUUUGUGAUGUAGGUUAUCAUGUACAGUUCAUAGAUUAUGGUAACAAAGCUAAGUGUGAAGAAUUUAAGCAACUGCCUGAACAUCUUAGUGUAAUAGAACCUCUAGCUAAGUGUUGCCGUCUGGCUGGAAUUUGCGAUUCUAAUGUAUCUUAUGAGGAUGCCAAAACAAAACUGGAUGAAUUAGCUGCUGAUGAAUCAAUAACAUUCCAAAUAGAAUUCUUAGACAGUUUAAAAGAGCCAACUCUUGUUAAACUGUUACUAGAUGGCAAAGAUGUUUGUUCUAUUAUAACAUCAGAUAGUGAAUCAAUAAAAGAGAAGACAGAAACUGAAAGUUUAGAAAACAUCAAUAGCGAAGCAACUCAAGAAAUUGAAAAUGAAACUAUAGUCACUGAUAUAAAAGAAAGCAGUAAUAUUGUAGAUGAAGUCAUUAAUGUAGCUGAACAAAGUGAUAACGUUGUAGACGCUUCUGAAGAAUUAAAUAAAUCUCAGCAAGACCUCGACGUAAGUUUAGAUAGUAAUCAUACAGUUAUAGAAAACCAAUCAUUUGAAGCUGAAAAGGGUGCAGAAGAAAUAAUUAAAAGUGAAGUAGUGCUAGACCAAACUUCUUCACCUGAAAAAGAAGUAAACGAUGAUAUCCUUGAAAUAUUACCUGAAAGAGAAGUAAAUGAUGAUACCCUUGAAAUAUCACCUGAAAAAAAGGUAAACGAUGAUGCCCUUGAAAUAUCACCUGAAAAAAAGGAAGUAUACGACGAUACCCUUGAAAUAUCAUCUGAAAAAAAAGUAAACGAUGAUAGCCUUGAAAUAUCAUCUGAAAAAGAAGUAAACGAUCAUACCCUUGAAAAAUUACCUGAUAAAGAAGUAUACGAUGAUACCCUUGAAAUAUCACCUGAAAAAAAAGUAAACAAUGAUGCCAUUGAAAUAUCUAAUGGAACUUCAAAAUCACCAGACAGAGACGAAUCUCUUAAAGAUUCAAAUACCAUAGUUAUAGCAUGUACCAGUGAAGAUACUAACAAAGCUGCUUCCCCCAUGAAACAAAUCGACACAAGUGAAAAACUAGCUGAGAGUAUAGAAACGAAAGAGGAGGUUAAAUAG
This is a messenger RNA of Parnassius apollo (apollo), 7200 nucleotides long. The record is from the annotation of a GenBank genome assembly. NCBI's taxonomy places the organism in Eukaryota, Metazoa, Arthropoda, Insecta, Lepidoptera, Papilionidae.